GCUGAGAGGAGCCGGUGAGCAGAUCUACAGUCUGAAGCCUCGCGCUUUCUUUAACUCUCAGCUCAUGUUGUUUGUUUAUCACAUUGUUUUACUGUUUGUUCAAACCGUUAGAGAACUACAACCGGGAUUCAUAACGCGGAGCAGCGCGUGAGAGGGAACACGUGCUCCCUGCAGGUGAGCUCCUCCGCUGUACAACCUCCAUCACUCUGGGGUCUCAACCUCUCCAGGACCAGGACUCCAUGACGGACCAUAAAGCCUUCGUACCUGCACAGACUGAGGGGGAUGGAGCAGGACCCCCUUCAGGUGCUGGGGGUCAGUGACUCUGCCCCCCCUCAGGUGGUGGGGGUCAGCAGGUGUGACUCCGCCCCCCUGCUGUGGAGAGAUCAGGACCUGAGGGCAGUGAGGGUGCGGGGCCUGGUAGGGGCGCUGUUAGGAGCCCUGCCUCGGACCCCCCGACAGAACGGGAGGCUGGGGAGACCCCUGCUGCUGCUGCCCAGGGAGGAGCGCAUGCUAACAGAGCUACAUGCUAACAGCCAAUGCUAACCAGGUGAGUGUACCUGCUGCUAACCAGUGAGUGUACCUGCUGCUAACCAGGGUGGAGGGGGGGUGCAGCUCAGUCUGCAGGUGAAGCAGCACCUGGAGGAGCAGGAGAGGAGCUUGGAGGAGCAGAGAGUCCUCGCUCUGCAGGACAGGAAGUCAGCGCUGCUGCACGCCAUGACAUCAUCACACACAGGUGAGAGCAGUGACAUCAUCACACACCGGCAAGGGCGGGGCUUCAUCACUGCCACGAGGGGACCGGGCCUUCUCAGGGCCCAGCAGCCAAUCACAGCGCAGCACGACUUCCUCAGGGCCCAGCAGCAAUCACAGCGCAGCACGACUCCAAGGCCCCGCGCCAGGUACCAGGUGUUCAGAGACCUGAGGGGGGCGGGCUUCUACCUGACGUGCGGGAAGUUCGGAGGAGACUUCCUGGUUUUACCCAG
Trematomus bernacchii (emerald rockcod) is the source of this 980-nucleotide messenger RNA. It is a transcript of the gene tsen34, whose product is annotated as TSEN34 tRNA splicing endonuclease subunit. Gene Ontology annotation, molecular function: tRNA-intron lyase activity. The record is from RefSeq and is a predicted model, not a curated record. Gene Ontology annotation, biological process: tRNA splicing, via endonucleolytic cleavage and ligation; tRNA-type intron splice site recognition and cleavage. NCBI's taxonomy places the organism in Eukaryota, Metazoa, Chordata, Actinopteri, Perciformes, Nototheniidae.